Fusarium oxysporum Fo47 is the source of this 1983-nucleotide messenger RNA. Its product is annotated as general substrate transporter. Gene Ontology annotation, biological process: transmembrane transport; carbohydrate transport. Gene Ontology annotation, cellular component: plasma membrane. The record is from RefSeq and is a predicted model, not a curated record. Gene Ontology annotation, molecular function: carbohydrate:proton symporter activity. Bases 136 to 1719 code for a protein of 527 amino acids. The transcript has 4 exons. Lineage: Eukaryota; Fungi; Ascomycota; Sordariomycetes; Hypocreales; Nectriaceae.
CAGUCAAAAUGGCACCUCUUCGCUGCUUCAAUCUCUGUUCUGGCUCAUCACAGCAUUCGUGUACAACACUUUCACAACAUCAAUCACACACAUACAACAUUCAAUUGACCAAUUGGUCUAAUCAACACUUUCAAUAUGAAGUUCUUUGGUAGUAAACGCCAUGAACAUGCUGGCGAGGGUCAGCAUCUCGAGAGGAAGCCUUCUCCCGAUACCGAUGGUCGCAUCACCUUCCGGGCCUGCUUCAUGGGCCUGGUCGCAUCUAUGGGAGGCAUGAUCUUUGGAUACUCUUCAGGUCAAGUUUCUGGUUAUUUCAUGAUGAAGGAUUACGGCGAGCGAUUCGGUGUUCCCAACGGCGAUGGUACAUACAACUUCAGCGCCGCACGACAAGGAACUAUCACCGGUCUUCUUUCCAUUGGUUGCUUGUUCGGAUCUCUCGUUGCUGGCAACCUUUGCGAUUCAAUUGGUCGCCGCAAGACUAUCUCCAUCUCUGCUCUCUGGACCUGCGUCGGCACCAUCAUCGAGGUCGCCUCUCAACACGCCUGGUACCAACACGCGAUCGGUCGACUUGUAACAGGUCUUGGUGUCGGCGCUCUGUCUGUCGCUGUCCCCAUGUACCAGAGUGAGAGUGCUCCCGCCAUCAUUCGAGGUCUCAUCGUCUCCUGCUAUCAGCUCUUUGUCACCCUUGGUAUCUGGUGCGCCGAGAUGGUUAACUGGGGUACCAACCACUACGAUGGUAGCGCUUCUUGGAGAAUUCCCAACGCCCUCAACUUCCUCUGGGCUCUCCUUCUCGGUGUUGGCAUCCUCCUCCUUCCUGAGUCUCCUCGAUUCGCCUACCGAAAGGGUAAGGUUGAGGAAGCCCGAAAGACCAUUGCCAACCUUGCUGGUCUCGACAUCAACUCCCCCAGUGUCAACCGACAGAUCGACGAUAUCCGCGAGAAGCUUGAGGAGGAACAGGCUCUUCCCGAGACACGCCUUGUCGAGAUCUUCACUGGUCCCCGUAUGGCCUACCGUACCAUUCUCGGUAUCACUCUCCAGGCCGGUCAGCAGCUCACUGGUAUCAACUUCUUCUUCUACUUCGGAACCACUGUCUUCGCCUCUACUGGUCUCAAGGACAGCUACGUCACUCAGCUCAUUCUCGGCUCAGUUAACUGCGCUUGCACAUUCGGCGGUCUCUAUGUCGUCCAGAAGUGCGGUCGCAGAAAGUCCUUGAUGAUCGGUGCCGCCUGGAUGAUGAUGUGCUUCUUCAUCUACGCCUUUGUUGGACACUUCGCUCUUGACCGACAGGACCCUCUCUCCACUCCCGCUGCUGGUGCCGUCCUUGUUACCUUCUCUUGCUUGGCUAUCGCUGCCUUUGCUACCACCUGGGGUCCUCUUGUCUGGGCUGUCGUCGCUGAGAUGUACCCUUCCCAGUACCGCAGUCGAUGCAUGGCCAUCGCCACUGCUACCAACUGGCUCUUCAACUUCCUCAUCGGUUUCUUCACUCGAUUCAUCACUGAUGCCAUUGACUACUUCUACGGUCUCGUCUACGCCGGAUGUUGUGCUGCCCUCGUCGCAAUUGUCUUCUUCUUCGUCAUCGAGUCCAAGGACCGAACUCUCGAGGAGAUCGACACCAUGUACGUCCAGCACGUCAACCCCAUCACUUCUUCCAAGUGGGUUGGCGAGCCCCACGGCACCAAGCACACCCGAGAGGGUGUCACCGACGAAGAGGCUUCUUCGUAAACAACCAUCACCAACCAUCACAUCACGUCACGCACGACUCACAACUCACAUCAUUCACGUACACACAUCACUAUAGAAGUUACGGACUCGGACACGCUAUAGACAUGCAGCCGGACUGCCCGGCGAGUAACGAUUGGAACGGACGUUGCAUUUUAAAAUUGUUUUCGCGCAGGGGUGCGAGGAAGUACAUAACCCAAAAGAGCAUAUUAUAUCCUUGUAUUUAGUAGCAUAUUCUGCAUAAUAUCAUUUUCGCUACGUUCUCAA